CGGCCUCACAGCGACCGAAAAUUUGGGCGCCAUAAUUGUGGCACAACAAGUAGUAUACAUAUAUAUAUCAUUUGUAGAAUUAGUACCUGUAGUCCAGCACAGAAUCAGAUUUUGCGAUUCCACGGUAUGUAGUAGGGUAGUAGAAGAGCAGCGGAGCGAUGUGGAGCUGUAACCUUUGCUUGUGGUUUUGAACUUUGAACCCCAGCAGCAGUGUCAUUCAGUUCAUCAGUGUGAAGGCGAGUGUGUGGAAAGUGAACACACGUCACAUCUGUGGCUUUGCUUGUUUGCAAAAGGACAUCAAGGAUCUUGAGUGUCCGUUCGCAACUCAACAACGGAGGCUCAGGGGAGAUGGAGACAGGGAGCCCGAAGGAUUAUCUGAGCUUUCUUCCAGAACCGAUUUUGCGGUAUAUCUUGGAGAUAGCGAGCAAUGGCCGUACAAAACGUCUCCUUCACUACGCCUCAGUUUGUACCCGGUUUCUACAGGCUGUAUACAGGGUCCCUAAGUUGAAGAUAGAGUUGAAUCGAUGGGAAAUAAACAUCCGUGACUCCCUUGUAAAGCCGGUGUUACGAACUACUGAUCUCCAGAGUCUGACCAUUGUAUGCAACAGCUGGAAGUGCCUAGAGAACGUUGACGCACUGAAACUUUGUCUAGAGCACGCUCGGGAGUCCUUGACGGAGUUUCUGUUUGAUGUCACCACAACACGGGAAGAGGGAAAUGUAAGGGGGUACUCGUUUGAGAUAAUGGAUUAUGCCUUGGCCAAUUGCAGAAGGCUCAAGACACUACGAUUGAACCCGUGGAUGAAUGUGGGAGUUCAGGAUCUUGCCGUUUUCGCUAGUUACCAUCGUCCAUUGAUGUUGCUCGAGCACCUUGUUAUGGGCAAUGCUCAGCUCGACGCGGACGAUGGAGAUCUGGGUCCGCUUCUUCAACUCUUCCCACGUCUUCGAUCGCUGACGAUAGACGUUCAUCGCCUUACGACUCAGGUUAUUGUCAGGUCCUCGUCUCUGAAAACAGUUGUCAUUAGUCCCUGUCUCAACCGCGACCAUUACCGCCCUGCACACAGGACAGUUGGCGAAGUGAUCAUUGAUGCUCCGAGGCUAGAGCAUAUGACUCUGCGGCACGUUUCCCGGUUCACGUUGCUGGAAGGGACGUGCCCGAGAGAAGUUAUCCUCGACAACAGUGUCAGAGGGUUGAACCUCAGUCCUGACGUGCUAUGGAAGCCAGUAGAUAUGGCUAUCUUAGCCACGCUGAGCGGUAAACCGUCCGGCAAGUCUCCGUGCACCGGCGCAUGCGUAAACGACAUGACAAAUCUCCUUGUCAUGCACAGAUCCCGGCUCAGGAGACUCGGUAUUGACGUGCAGGUGGAACGCGAUGCCAGACCAACGGAGGCACGGCUGUUCCUAGACGCCUUUCUCCGACCUUUUCCCACGCUGACGAGCUUGGAGAUACGCGGUGAAGUGAUACCCUGGUUGCAGGACUAUGUGGGGGAGUGCGGACUGACAAAGGCCUUUUUGCAGGCUCCGCAGUUAGAAGAGCUGAAGAUUUGGGUUAAGUACUGUAGCCCGCGGACAGUUCAGCUCAUACGGUCAUUCCUGGGCAAUUGCAGAAAUGUGAAGACUCUAACAGUGAUGCUCUUCCGGUUCCCGGUGAAGUGUGCUCCUGCCUGGGGAUUUCUGACCGAAUGGGUGACGUUGGAGAAGGAACAGAUCGAUGAUUCUGAACAUCUUCUGUGCGGUGGUGAAGAUGUGUCAGGCGUAAGGAAUGCCACAGGUGAGAGGUCAGGAGGAGGAGGAGGAGUUUUCUUUGUGGCGUGUAGCAGGUUACACUGUUACGGCAAAUUGUUGAUGGCCUACCGGCUUCACCCACAUAGAAGAUGUGUGCCGCACAGACGUCAGCUUUUAUUGAUCAGCGUUCAUGACUUGUGAUGGUUGGCUGAUCAAACAAUCAUUGAUUGAUUGCUUGAUUGAUUGAUUGAUUGCUUGAUUGAUUGCUUGAUUGCUUGAUUGAUUGCUUGAUUGAUUGAUUGAUUGGCUUGACUGACGGGGGGAAACAAUAUAAUAUAUGUAUGGCUGCUAUGACAUUGCAUGCAAAGCUUUUUUUUCUUUUUCUUUUUUUUAAGUGCCGAGUUGUUGUAUGCGUACAAUCCGUUCCAUAGAAUGUCGUCAGCAGUCGGUUAGUAGGUUGUAAUCAAAGGUUAGUCGUCACGUGAGAGAGACCUGAAUGCUUCCAGCUGGUUGUACGGAGAUCUGUGCUGCUGUCAUGCUGUCAGCUGAGCAGCAUGCGUAGUCGCACAUCGGUCAAACAAGUCGAGAGUUCAAGUUCUGUCGUAUACCACAUCGACAGAGGUUGUGGGGACGCAAUCCCUCUUCUUUGUACCGAUUUGACAAGUCUGAAGCUGUUGAAGCGAGAAACGGAACAUCAAUCAAGGGAGGCAGCUCCCGACCUAAGAUCUAAUGCGAAACGUGUGCAUGUGCUACAAAAAUCUUGGGGUUAGGUUGUGGACACCCAGCAGCAGCCAACAAGGACUUGUGACAGCCAUGCUCGGUGUGUAAACCACCCUGCAAAUACUGAUUCGUCUACUUUGCCUGGUCUGCCGGUCCCGCGGCGGAGCCUCAGCAAUGACCUGCUCCUCCUGAUCAUUAACUACUUCUCAAGCUCUGGACCAAUCACCCAUCUCCUCCGUCUCCUAAUGGCUGGCGUGGGGUGCUGUUAGAGUGCCGCGAAGGGUUGACGGACACGAUACCAUUGCAACUGUUUACCUCGCAUACUUGAGGAGAGUUAAGGACACUUCUUCGUGUGUUGUACGCUCGGCGAAUGGGACUAAGCAGGGUGCUAGCCAGACUUCUGAGGCCUCUAGCUAUGAAGAAUUUCGGGCCAGUGGCCUAUUCAGCAGUCUCAUGAAAGACACUUUUGGAAGUAUUGGAAGCGGGCACUCCGCCAAAAGCUAUGAAGAGGGUCAAAUGGGACCAGCCCAGAAAUGAAUCAUGAAAACUCUUCCCACUUUGAAGCAGUGGAACGGCAUAGGAAUCUUUAUGUUUGUUAGGUGCCUUCGCAGAUACCAGCUGGGAAGAAGUGUUCGUUUGGUGGGAACGCUGAUUAUUUGCACUUGCGAAGUCCAUCAAAAGGCAUCUACGGCGACAAACGAUUGUUAUACAAAGACCUGCCUAGCCCAUGCGGCUGAAUGGCAUACACACGUGGCUGUCGAUAAAUGGAUCAUCAGUUCAAUUCUUGGCAGAAUCAGAUCAAUUUAAUCCUUAAGGGGAUCACCCUUAAAAGAUAGGAGAUAUGGGGGACCAUAUGGCAAGGAAGGUCAGGCUGGAGAAGAAAAGGGGCUUGGGGUAAUUUGUGUGGAUGCUUUGGUGCUUUUCAAGUUACAAAGCUGCUGGAACUCCUACCGAGGCCUCAGGCGGUUUCUCGACUUUUCAUGGUGACUCACUGAAAGAGGAAGGGAGGAGUAAUGGUGGACAGACGGGGGGAGGAGGAAUUGGUAUUCAUGCAUUGAGGAGUAGAUGGGUGCUUUGAUUAUGAAGCUGAGGCGGGUCUCAUCGCUGCCGCUGCCUUUGGGUGCAUUUUAAUGUUCCUGGUGACCCGAUGAAACAAGGAAAAAUAGUAAUUAUAUAGAAAAAAUGUAGGGAUAAAGCUCGUCUGCUGAAGAACUUUGGAACUUUGUUCUGCGUGUGAGGCUUUUUGCUCUCAUCGUAUAAAUUGAUAGUAGAGUGUUGCUUGGUCGCAUACACCAUUAGGAGGUGGUUUGAAGGUUAGGAAGAUGCAGAAGGGGUUCAAGCUUGUUGAGAGGUCAGCGCAGUUGCCAAGCAUUGUUUUUGUUUUUGAAGUGUUUGAAGGGUUUGUACUUCAUCGUAUUGUGCCACUUUCAUCUCAUCGUGUCUCCGUCUC
Chara braunii is the source of this 3892-nucleotide messenger RNA. NCBI's taxonomy places the organism in Eukaryota, Viridiplantae, Streptophyta, Charophyceae, Charales, Characeae. The record is from the annotation of a GenBank genome assembly.